Saprolegnia diclina VS20 is the source of this 767-nucleotide messenger RNA. RefSeq lists its product as hypothetical. Gene Ontology annotation, biological process: negative regulation of MAPK cascade; protein dephosphorylation. The record is from RefSeq and is a predicted model, not a curated record. Bases 22 to 543 code for a protein of 173 amino acids. The transcript has a single exon. Lineage: Eukaryota; Oomycota; Saprolegniomycetes; Saprolegniales; Saprolegniaceae. Gene Ontology annotation, cellular component: cytoplasm. Gene Ontology annotation, molecular function: MAP kinase tyrosine/serine/threonine phosphatase activity; protein tyrosine/threonine phosphatase activity.
ACAAGAUUUGGCAAAGCAAACAUGCUCGCCGAACUCGAGCAGCGCGCUCAGACGUGGAAGGUGCAGUGGGCCUCCGAGAUCCUCCCCGGUCUCUGGCUCGGCAGCGGCAACGCAGCCUCCAAGCUCGAGACACUGCAGCGCCAUCGCAUCACCCAUAUACUCAACGUCGCGGACGACGUGCCCAACUUCCAUCCGAGCGCGUUCACAUACGGCAACCUCGGCGUCACAGACUUUGGUCAGGACGUUGGCAUCCGUCGCGUCUUCCCGACAGCAUUCGCUUUCCUCGACGACGCCUUGGCGCGAGACGACGGACGCGUCUUGGUGCACUGCGCAGCGGGGGCAAAUCGGUCUGCCACCGUCGUCCUUGCCUACCUCAUGCACGCCAAGAAGAUGGCGCUGGCCGAUGCGUGGGCCCAUGUACGCAGCCGCCGCCGGGGCAUCUGCCCGCUCCGAGACAACCGCAAGGAGCUCAUGGCGUUUGAGCUCGAGCUAUUCGGAUGCUACUCGUUCCAGUCGCUCGACGCCUUUCUUGAACUGCGGUGACUUGAGCGUUAUCUGGCGAAGGCAUUUGUCACCCAUUCUUGCUUCUUGGACUCUCCAGCGUCAGUACGAGCCUGUGGACGAGCUCGGGCAUCAUCUUGACGGAUCAUAAGAUCGUACAUUAGAACUUGGAAUAAAUAUUGGCGCCUGAAGCGACACUCAGGAAGAAAAGAGCGACGGGCCCUCAAAGCUAAAGCCGUGGAAGCGGUCAAAGGAGUGAUGCGUUG